AUGGCUCAAUCAGAAAGCGGCAGACUAAGCGAUCUCUCCUACGACGACAGUUGCGAUUCAGGCUUCGAAUAUUCUUUCAAAUCCGAAUCCUCCGACAUCACGGAUGACAGAAGCGACUACUUCGAUCUGGAUAACGAUUUAUCCCGAAUCAAAAGAAAACAAUCGGAUUAUUUCGAUCACAAACUUUUCGACCAUUUCAACGCCGCUUUCCACACUAGUUUAGAAGAAAGAAUAAAACCACCGAUCAUCUACGAACCAUGGCAAAAUACCGGUAAAAAUAUUUUCGAUAACGACAACGAAGAAUUGGAAUUUUUCGAUCCGUUAGCCAACGAUGUUAGUAAAUGUUCAACGCCGAUCAAAAACAAACAGAAACGAAGAUACGCGACCGGACGUAAUCGGGUUACUAGAGCCAAAAGUCCUACUCAAAUAAUGCGUAUUAAACGCGUAAGAAGGAUGAAAGCUAACGAUCGAGAACGUAACAGAAUGCACAUGCUCAACGAAGCCUUAGAACGCUUAAGGUGCGUCUUACCGACUUUCCCUGAAGAUACCAAGUUAACUAAAAUUGAAACGUUGCGUUUUGCUCACAACUACAUCUACGCUUUGUCCCAAGCUGUCAACGACAUCGAUAAAUAUUCGAACGGCGGGGAAAAUGUAACCGUAAACGUCGGCAACGUUGUAGUGUCUAUAAGUAAAAACGGUAACAGUAUAACUUCGAAAAAUUUCGAACAAAAAGUAGGACAAGCAGUGGUAACUAGCGGUAGUAUAACGAACGCCAGUUUCAUGCAGGAUUACCAUCAGAAUCCAGAAGUUUACGUCAAUAAUCAGAUUAAUAAUUAUAGUUAUAACGAAUUCGAUUCUUUUUCUAGUCAAAAUUACGAGCAAUAUGGCAACGUCGGAAAUUGUAGGCUGUAUAAUAAUAAUUAUAAUUUUAAUUACGAUUACAGUAACUGUAUGAAAGUCUGA
Diorhabda sublineata is the source of this 963-nucleotide messenger RNA. RefSeq lists its product as uncharacterized. The record is from RefSeq and is a predicted model, not a curated record. Bases 1 to 963 code for a protein of 320 amino acids. The transcript has a single exon. Gene Ontology annotation, molecular function: protein dimerization activity. NCBI's taxonomy places the organism in Eukaryota, Metazoa, Arthropoda, Insecta, Coleoptera, Chrysomelidae.